ACUCUUGUUACCAGAAUUUGACAUAACAGAUAUCAUUCCUUCAAAAUGCAUAUGUACUGUCUGUACAUUUGGCAGUUCAACUCGUACAACUGAUGGAUGUUUUUUGAAAGACCCCGUUUAUCGACCAAACUCUUCAUUGUGAAAUUGACAUCGAAUUUCAUCAAAAGAAAAUGGCAAGCAUCGUUUUCUCUGAAAUUGGCUGGGAUCAAGGUUUUGCCUUCCCUGUAGCAAACUCAGAGAAUAAGGCGUUGGAGGAGAAGCUUCAAGGGAAACAAAAAGAGAGGGAAACGCUGAAGAACGAAAUCAUUCAGCACAAAGGCGGGAUCAAAGCAAUAUCGGCGUUUCUGAAAAAUGUCAAACAGGAGCUAUCCCACACCCAGGCACUUUGUGCGGCCCUAGGAAAGGAGGCGGAGUCUGAGGUGCAUUUGAAGUCCCUGGCAGAUCGGGAGGUGGGCCACAUGAACCAGGUGAUUGUGAAACUGGACAAGGAGAUGGAUGCUCUGAAGGCAAAGAAGGAAGCACAGGAGAACAAGAUCUCCAUGGCUGCCCAGAAGCUGGAGAAGCUCAUGGGCCAGCUGAACUGGGAUAAGGUCACCCUAGAUGCCUAUCUGGAAGAGUCCGCACGGAAAGACGAGGACACCAUGGCCAUCCUCAAAUACGUCGAGCAGGACAAGUGCAAAAUAAAACUGGUUCCUGAGAUGCACCAGGAGGUCCGGCAUAGGCAAGAGAGGGCCAAGGAGAGGAAGCUGUUCCUGGAGAGGCAGCUGGACAACAACAUCGAGAUUGAGAAGAAGGGCUUGAGUGUGCAGCGGCUGGCCGCAAAACUGAGGGGGGAGUUCCAGAAGAACGAUGGCGAGCGUGCUCGGGUGCAUGACGAGCUUCUUAGCCUGAGAGUCACUGUGGAGAGGGUGGCAACAGAGGUGGAGGCUAAGAGGUCCCAGCUGGCCAGCGUUAAAAAGGACAUCCAGACCAAGCAUAGCAAGAUAAACGCCAUAAAGCUGGAGAACGUGGUUCUAGAUGAGAAACUCAGAGCGGUGAUGGAGACGGUGCUCAGCGCUGACGAGAGGGCCACUCAGAUGGAGCUGAUGCUGAAGGAGGAGGAGGAGAAAAAAAGCGAAAUCGAGGCCCACGUGCACCGGCUCCGUAUGGCACAGCCCCAAGUGAUCCAGGAGCUGCAGGCCCAGAGAGCCAAGGAGAAGAUGAAGAUGGCCGACAUCUCCUCCUGUCGAGGUGCCCUCAACGCCCUCAUCAUCAAGCGCACCAGAGCGGAACAGAGGUCCCUGAACCAGCAGGAGACGAUCAACAGCAAGGACUUCCAGAUCCAGUUGCUAGAGAGGAAGAUUGUGUGCGUGCAGGUGGAGGAGAACAGUUUGCAGAGGCAGGGCCUGCGGUCAGAAGAGCUUAAGCUGGUCAAGGUCCUGGAGCAGGAGAAGAAAACAGCCCACAUGCUGGGCCACCACCUGAAAAGACUUCAGAUUGAGAUCAGCAUUGUGAAAAAGGUGUCUGAGAAGGACGUGGCUGAGAGGAAUGAUCUAAUGGUGAAGAUUGAGGAGCUGAACCUGGUCAAUGACACUUGUAUCAAGGAACUGAAAAAGCUCAGGGCCUCAAAGAAGGAAACCUUGACAGACACUUAUAUCCUUCAACUGGAGUUGCACCGUCUGAGCUCCAUUCUGCAGAACAAGGCAAACCGGGUCCAGUCCCUGGAGAAAGAGAAGACGCAACUACAGGAGACCAUGAAGGAGAGGGAAGCAGCGAUCGUCGUCUACAAAGUGGUGCUCCAAAAGCAGCUCAAAAUGGCGGAACAGGAACGUCAAAACCUCAGCGUGGACAUGAACGAAAAACUGUUGAAAAUCGACAAGUUGAGGAAAAGGUAUGAGGUCAUGGUUCUGUCCAUGGAAUCCCCUGAAAGAGAAGGCUGGUCUCCUGAAUAUUACCUGAUCAAGAUAGAAAAAGAAAAAGAAGAGCUCCAACAUAUGGGGAAUCAACUGGAUGCAAGAAUCUAUAAGAAAGAUGAAGAAAUUCAGGCUCUAGAAAACACCCUGUAUGGCAUCUAUAUGCGGAACGUGGAGUACCGCAGGGCAUUCAACAACAAGUGGAGCAAGGAACAGCAGCAACAGUUGAGACUGGAGAAGGAGAAGAAGAUGGCUGAGGAGAAAACCGCUCAAAUGAGACUGCAGGUCAAAGAACUUCAAGAGGAAAUUCGGGGUAUGAAUGCCAUCCUUGGGAACUCAUUGAAAGAGGAAACAGAGCAACGUGAAAGUCAAGCGAAGAUGGAGAUUCAGAUUGACUGUUUAAACAAAGACCUGGGAAACCAAAAACUGAAGCUGGACAGGGUUUCCAAGCAGUGCUCCAAACUGUCAAGGGAGAUUCGGUCAGUCGCCGAGAGUGAAGGCAAGACUGAGGAAGAGCUAGACAUCGAGGUCCGUGAGCUAAAGGACUUCAGCAAGCAAAUUAACAGCAUGUUGCAAGAGGUCAUAAAGGACAACCCUGACCUGAGAUCAGCACUGGAGGAGCAGUUCCAGGAGGCCAACCUGUCCCUACCAGCACCAUCAUGUAGGUCUUCCAGCCAGCAGUGUCCAAGGACGGUGUCCAUUCGCAACUCUGUAUCUCUCAGGACAUCAGUCUCCGCCAGCAGCAUCGGCCUCAGGAGUUCGGCGAAGCAGUUCCCCUACCUAAAGAAGGUGGACCUGGGACUGCAGCUCAACGUGACCAGCCCACACAAGCCCAACACACCCCCACACAGCGCCAAGAGAAACAGCUCAAGCAGCACCAGAAGUAGCAUUAGCUCACAGCCUUAGGUUUCACCGGGCACAGACAAUGGAUCAAGUCUCCAACCAAAUAACAGAUCUGUUUGCACUAUCAUGUCUGUUUACACAGAACCCCGCCUGUAAGGGUAAAUAACUUUAUUGAGGUUGCUUGUUCUUUAACGUGCAGUGACAGUGUUGUAAUGUUUUGACUGUUUACAAGAAGUACUGUUCCCUUUAUUCUUUCAUAUCAUUUAAAUAUGAACAUAUAGAUGGAUAUACGGAUAUAUAAAUCUUAUUGCAGGUUGUUGUUUGGCUGAAUUAGCAAAACAAUUGGUUGCAGUUGCUGAUCAUUUAUUAUUUUCAAAUAAUUGUUUUGUUCAGUUCAGAUAAAGGACAGGAGAUUGGACAAAUUGUAUUCGUUCCUGUGAGCCGCUUUAAUAAAUUACUCUUAUUCUCAGUCACUAGAGGGUGCAGUGUGACCUAUUCAGGCAAAUUUAUUACCUUUACAACACAGGACAAUCUAUGGCAUGUACAGGACAAACCUUGUGCAUCAAUUCCUUUUUUAUUGCCCUGUUUAUUCAAUGGGUGCUGCUAUGUUCAAAUAGCACUUCAGUACUUCCAUAUGAUGUCAGCCUACUUUUAUAAUGUUGGAGGUUUAACUAAUUUUACAUCAACCUACUAUAUAUGAAUCUAUAUCUUGUUAGUUUCCUAUGCAGUAAAAUGCCCUGUGUUAAUUCAACUCGAACAGAGUACAAAUGACUCCAACUGAGACCAUCUGUUCAAGUUGAUUUACCAAUAAACAUUUUACUGUGUAUGUAAUUCAAUUUUAGAUCAACAGGUCAUUAAUUUAAUUCAUUGAUAUAUGUUCAACACUUCAAGGUACAAGACAUGAAGGAGAUGCACAGUGAUUACAUUUUUUGGUUUCAUCAUAUUUGCCCCAUUUCUUAUUUAUUUCAGUUAAAAAAUCCAACUUUUUAAAUUUGUUGAUUUGGUCAGUUUCUCAGGUCCGGGGCUUAUAUUUUUUCUUGAUUUCCGGAGAGACAUUUUUCAAAAAAAAUUUCACAUUCAGGUAG
Messenger RNA from Conger conger (European conger), 3820 nucleotides. RefSeq names its product coiled-coil domain-containing protein 39-like. The coding region runs from base 171 to 2798 and encodes 875 amino acids. The record is from RefSeq and is a predicted model, not a curated record. Gene Ontology annotation, biological process: cilium-dependent cell motility; cilium movement; inner dynein arm assembly. The transcript has 18 exons. Lineage: Eukaryota; Metazoa; Chordata; Actinopteri; Anguilliformes; Congridae. Gene Ontology annotation, cellular component: axoneme.